Molecule: messenger RNA, 979 nt
Organism: Physella acuta
Lineage: Eukaryota; Metazoa; Mollusca; Gastropoda; Physidae
Source: RefSeq, a predicted model, not a curated record
AACGGAUGACAAAUGCCAACCCGCUGAAGAAGGACAACCCUACCAGAUGAGCUACACACUGACAACCAUCCCCGAGUACAGGAAAGUGUUGUUAUGGUAUAAAGAUGGUCAGCUGAUGUCUGAGUGUCCAGUGGAGGCUGGAGUCUGUAGCAACAACGACAUUAACUGGAUACAAGCAAAAGUGGUAAAAAAUGAUGAAGACGUCCAGUUUAUCUUGAAUAUUAGGAACGUAACUAGGGACGAUUCAAAAAACGCCAAUGGUAUCUGGACAUUGAAAACACACACCAUGGAACCUACAGCACAAGAUGUUUAUAGUUGUGUGCUGAAUGUAUAUGCAAAGGCGGAAAAUAUGACUUGCUUAUCUGAUUUAUCCCCUGAAAGAUUUUCAACUUCUUGUUUUACUAGUAGGAUAUACCCUGAAGCUAUGAUGGAUGUUUAUAGGAAUGGUUACCAGCUUCAAGAGACUUCUUGUGAGAACUAUAAAAUCUCUGAAAAUCCUCUAUAUUAUAAAGCUACAUGUAAAGUGAUCAUCCGAACAGAAGAUAUGUAUUUAAAACGAAAUGACUUAACCAUCAGUAUAUUCCCAAAUGUCAUAGGUUUCAGGAAAAAAAAUAUUUUGGGAACAACUCAAUUCAUAGCACUGCAAAUCGCGCCCGAGUACGUAACAAUGCAAAACUGUGCGGAAGAAGGAAAUGGCCUAAAAUGCAGUUGCAAGAGACAAGAUUCCAGAAAACGUUUUUCAAAUUUUGAUUGGUUCAUGAACAGCAGGAUGGUCAAGCAGGAGUCUGAUGUUUACACAUUCACAAAUAAGCUAUCCAGCGCGCUGACAAUUCCUAACGCCUGUCCUACUGACUGUGACAACGGUGCUUUGAUCGCUGUUUCAACUAUCUUAGCGAUUUCUAUUUUACUGAUAACCGCACAUCUGGUUUACAAAAAAAAGUGUAAGCCAGAUACAGACGCUUCAGAAGAAUUCCGGUAA